Molecule: messenger RNA, 419 nt
Organism: Macadamia integrifolia
Lineage: Eukaryota; Viridiplantae; Streptophyta; Magnoliopsida; Proteales; Proteaceae
Product: protein disulfide-isomerase like 2-2-like
Exons: 2
Coding region: 48-404 (118 amino acids)
Biological process (GO): response to endoplasmic reticulum stress
Cellular component (GO): endoplasmic reticulum lumen
Molecular function (GO): protein disulfide isomerase activity; protein-disulfide reductase activity
Source: RefSeq, a predicted model, not a curated record
UGUGAAAGCUCAGAUCCGUGGGGGGUUUCUAGAGAGUCAAGAGGUUUAUGCUCAGUUCUUUCGGCCGAGAGAUAGAGAGAGAGAGAGAGAGAAUGUCUCCGUCGUCUGUUACUUCGAUCGCACUUCUCUUGUUCUUCCUCCAGCUCGGAGGUAGCGUUAGUGCGCUUUACGGACCCUCGUCGCCUGUUCUUCAACUCACUCCGUCGAACUUCGAAUCCAAGGUUUUAAACUCAAAUAGGAUUGUUCUUGUUGAAUUCUUUGCGCCAUGGUGUGGUCAUUGUCAAGCUCUGACACCUAUAUGGGAGAAGGCAGCCACUGUGUUGAAGGGUGUAGCUACGGUAGCGGCUCUUGAUGCUGAUGCACACAAGUCGCUUGCUCAGGUGUGGUACAGAAAUGAUCUUUAGCUUCACCUCAGUCGA